GAGUACUGUAGAGUAUCAUAGAGUACUGCAUGGAGGAGCCGAGCAGAGUGAUGGAGGCUCAGAGGUCAGAGGCGAGCGGCAUCCCAGCAUCCUCGCUGAUUGGUGAAGAGAUGACGGCCAUCUUGGAUUGUAGCGGGGAAGAAAGAUUGAUGCGGUGACACGCGGGAUGUUUGGUGCUAACCGAAAGAAGUUUAUGGAGGGAGGGAUAGAGAGCGAGUACGCGGACGACUCCAGCCUCUACUACACCCAACAGUCCAUGUUCCCUCCACACCGCCCGGACAAAGACAUGCUGACGUCUUCCUCUGCUUCCUCAACGGGUCAACUGUCCCAGCUAGGAGCCAGCCUGUAUGGCCCGCAGAGUGCUCUGGGGUUUCCCAUGCGUGGUAUGAACAGCAGCGCGGCGCCUCAGCUGAGUCGGAGUGGGCUGAACCAGUCCGGCAGCCAGCUGCCCAGCCACGCCAGUACAGCCAACACCGGCACGAUGCACACGCCCCCCUCCCCCAGCAGGUACCCCACACCCUGGGAAUGGGCAUCUACCUUGUGUCUCUGUUUGUGUGUCAGUAUGUCGGGGUUCGGUGUGAACAGGAAUCCAGGCUACAACAUGAACAACUCCUUACCCAACAACAUCUUCAACGGCACAGACGGCAGUGAGAAUGUGACGGGGUUGGACCUGUCGGACUUCCCAGCGCUGGCAGACAGGAGUCGGAGGGACGGAGGCUCGAAUCCCACCCCGCUGCUCAACCCGCUGGCCGGUCGGGCUCCGUACGUUGGCAUGGUGACCAAGCCGUCCAGUGAGCAGUCGCAGGACUUCUCCAUUCACAACGAAGACUUCCCAGCUCUCCCCGGUCCGAACUACCAAACAAAAGACCCCACCAGCACCAACGAGGACAGCAAAACGAAUCUGAACUCAUCGGGAAAGCCCGCCUCCAACUCAGAUGGUCCAAAGUUCCCCGGAGACAAGAGCUCUGCGCCUAGCAACAACAACCAGCAGAAGAAAGGGAUUCAGGUGCUCCCCGACGGGCGUGUGACCAACAUCCCAAUCGGCAUGGUAACGGACCAGUUCGGGAUGAUCGGCUUGUUGACGUUCAUCCGGGCGGCGGAGACGGACCCCGGCAUGGUCCACUUAGCGCUGGGCUCCGACCUCACCACGCUCGGCCUCAACCUCAACUCACCGGAGAACCUCUAUCCUAAGUUUGCGUCUCCGUGGGCGUCGGCCCCGUGUCGACCGCAGGACAUAGACUUCCACGUCCCCUCAGAGUAUUUAACCAACAUCCACAUAAGGGACAAGUUAGCAGCCAUCAAGUUGUCUCGGUAUGGGGAAGACCUGCUGUUCUAUCUCUACUAUAUGAACGGAGGAGACCUACUACAACUCCUGGCUGCAGUAGAACUCUUUAACAGGGACUGGAGGUACCAUAAAGAGGAGCGGGUCUGGAUCACCCGGGCUCCGGGGAUGGAGCCCACGCUGAAGACCAACGCCUACGAGAGAGGGACCUACUACUUCUUCGACUGCCUCAACUGGAGGAAAGUGGCCAAGGAGUUUCAUCUGGAGUACGACAAACUAGAAGAGCGACCUCACGUUCCCUCCACGUUCAACUACAAUCCUGCCCAGCAGGCCUUCUGAUUGGCUCUACCUCCUCCUGCCCGCCUGCCAUUGGCCCUCCUGGCUCGCCAGUCAUCGCCCCUCUAGGUUUUACUUUACACACUCAAACGC
Molecule: messenger RNA, 1711 nt
Organism: Etheostoma cragini (Arkansas darter)
Lineage: Eukaryota; Metazoa; Chordata; Actinopteri; Perciformes; Percidae
Product: CCR4-NOT transcription complex subunit 2-like
Exons: 14
Coding region: 167-1621 (484 amino acids)
Biological process (GO): regulation of stem cell population maintenance; nuclear-transcribed mRNA poly(A) tail shortening; regulation of DNA-templated transcription
Cellular component (GO): P-body; CCR4-NOT core complex
Source: RefSeq, a predicted model, not a curated record